Messenger RNA from Ostrea edulis (European flat oyster), 6478 nucleotides. Its product is annotated as MPN domain-containing protein-like. The transcript has 16 exons. The record is from RefSeq and is a predicted model, not a curated record. Gene Ontology annotation, cellular component: BRCA1-A complex; BRISC complex. Gene Ontology annotation, biological process: double-strand break repair. Gene Ontology annotation, molecular function: metallopeptidase activity; polyubiquitin modification-dependent protein binding. The coding region runs from base 1098 to 2714 and encodes 538 amino acids. NCBI's taxonomy places the organism in Eukaryota, Metazoa, Mollusca, Bivalvia, Ostreida, Ostreidae.
UAUACAGAGGAACUAUUUAUUAGCUGAGGCUACUUCCUGAGGUGCUCUCCGGCUGUUUACACACAUGUGAAAAACACGUGGAUUUGAGGGUAGUCUUGUUUGCGGGUAAUUUUUUUUUUCGAAAAUGCCGCGUAGGGUAUUGUUUUUCCGGUGUCGGAAGACGAGACAGGUAACAUAGAACAUUUCCGACUGCGUUAUUCGGCAUUAAUUCUGCAAACGUAAAAGUUCGGGUAUGAUAAAAAAAAAAAAAAAAAAAAAAAGAAAGAAAGGCAGAAUUCAACAAAUAAAACGGAUAGAAUGGGAUUUAGAUGAUAGACAUAAGUAGAACUACAUUAGCCUGACGAGAUAUUCGCAGAAAUUCCUUCAAUAAAGUUGAUUUAUACCCCGUGAAUCGGUCUCGAAGCAGGUAGCCCCCUGUUUGUUUACAUGAUUUGUUGCACACCUUUACAUAUAUUAUAGCUAGUAUCUCACAAGUGGUCAUCUCAAAAACUUACAGAAGGUAGAAACUGAUUAUUCAGAACGACUUAUGGUGAUCGGUGGGGAAAUACUAGUAACAUAUUUUGUAUAAAUUAUUGGUUCUGUAUAAAAAUAAUUUCAUUCUAGAAAGGGAGUGUAUGUACAUAAGAUCUAUCCACACUUCAUGUGGUGCCUGUGUCUUCGACCGUGUUUGGGACAUUUAUAAAACGUACUAGAUAUACCGCUUUUUGGCAGGUGAAAACUCUAGUUCUGUAUGUUUGUACAGAAAGUUUUUUUUGUUUUUUGUUUUUUUUUUGUGUUUUAUGUUUCUAGGUUACAAACGUUAUAUUAUUAUAUGCAGCAUUAUGCAUUAUCGAGCUCUCCGGGCUCUCGGGUUUCGGUCGAACUACAUUUACUGCUUACUCACGAAUUCCUUAAAAUCUGAAUUUAAUGAAAAUAAAGCGUACCGCGUAUUUGUCAUUUAAGUUACCUUAAUCAUUCUAAUUCUUAAUGUCCGUUCCGUUCCGCGUUUUAGCACCACCCUGUGUAAAUACAUCGGGUUUGAUAUUCCGAGUACAAAAAAACAGGAAGCACAUGUAAACAAAGAAGUAAAGUUGUUUACAAACUGGAAGAAUAUUAGAAUGGCUCAAGAAGCACUGAAUCACAGAGAAAAAAUAGAGGAAGAUGAAGAAGACAGAGCUGCCAGUAUGGAGGAGGAGGAUGAAUCAGAAGAUGAAGUGGAAGGAGAGAAGCAGGGAUCAUUGGCAAAGGCAGCCAUCACUGGCAGAAGUGUUACAUUACAGAUGUUAAUAUCUGAGAAAAUAAUUGAGCCUGGUUCUGCUCUGCUCUCUUUGAAAUACCUGGGACGUAGAUUCAUUGCUGACCUGCUUCCAGAUGGCAUAAUCCAGAUGCCUGGAACGAAGGAGACAUUUACCUCACCAAGUGCUUGGGCAAUCCACUGCAAGAAACAAGUGAACCCUCACAAGAAAUCAGGAUGUGGUUGGGCCUCUGUACUGUACAAGGAAAGAAAGCUGGAUAUCUGGAAAGCAGCAUGGUUUCGAAAGCACAGAACAUCCAGUCCUAUCCGGAAUUAUCCGGAACCUUCCUUUUCUCAGUCGCCACGUUCUCCAUGGAGUUCACGAGAAGACACAAAUGAUUUACGGCUAGAAACUAAUGGGAAGCUGACUGUGUCGGAAUUGGCUGGGGAGCUACAGAUGGAGGACUCCAAGUCAUCAACAAUACCCCACCCUGCUCACACCAGUAUACCGAAUCAAAAUGGAAAAACUGAGGAAGAAAGAAUUCAUGAUGAAAAAGUGGGUAAUGGAUUUCAAGAGGAGGAUAUUUGUUUCUUCUCAUUAAAUUUGUCCCUAAAAACAUCAAAAUUACCCCAAAGAAAGGAAUCACAGACCCACUUUGAGUUGGACUUCACAGAAAGGAAUAACAACUACAGUGAGAAAAAGUGUAUCAAGCAUGCAGCUCUCAAAUCCCGCAGUCAGAGCAUUGACCCUUUGAUUCUUGUGGAAUGUGAGUCUUUCAAGGAAUUGGACAAAGUUCAGCCAUUUACUGUUUCUAUAGCAAGUAAUGCACUUCUGCUGAUGGAUUUCCAUUGUCACCUAACAUCCAGAGAAGUGGUUGGUUACUUGGGAGGAAAGUGGAACCAGAACACACAGCAUCUUACCAUAGUUGGUUCAUAUCCCUGUAAAUGCAGAGAAGCGGAUAGCAAAAAGGCAGCCAUUGUAGAAGAAGAGAUCCGCCAUUUAAUGAAUGCUGCUGGUCUGAUCCUGGUUGGCUGGUACCACAGUCAUCCAUUCUCUCAAGCUAACCCCUCUGUAAAGGACAUCGACUGUCAGAUGUCCUACCAGCUGUGUAUGAAAGGAUCAGGAUCUAAUUACUUCCCCUGUGUAGGAGUCAUUAUAGCGCCUUACAACAGACAGAGAAUAAAGAAAGAAUCUGCUUGCAGAAUGUACAUGGUUAUGCCGCCUCUAGAUGAACAGCCAUCAGAUUAUGGCAUACCCAUGAUUGUCAAGUUCUCCCUCCAGAAGAAUCUGUCUGUGACAGAGGAAUUGCUCAGUGAAAUGAAAGCUGUAACAGAUUUCUAUUUUGGUACACCUGACUGGCUGAAGUUCCGACAGUCAUGGCAACCAACGAUUACCUACCUGGACAAACUGAAGGGAUCUCUUGCCACCAAGCUACCAGAAGAUCAGAUGGAGAAUGGAACUUUCUUGGAAUUUGUUCAGCAUUUGAUUCUCUCCAAAUGAAUUCGCUACAAUGUUUGGAUCAAUACUUAACAGACACCAAAAUGAUAAAGAUGAUAAAGUUGGUUGUGUAACUUAUUUUUAAAACAGAGUGAUUUUACAUGCAUUCACAUGCUAAUUUGGUGAAAAGUAAACUAAGCACAUUGUAUAUUAUGAUAAAUUCUAACUGUUCUAUAGAUUUGUCUUCCCAGUAUUGAAUUUUAGUCCCCUACUGGUGGAGCCAAAUGGGUCUACUAGUUUGCACUCCAUCUGUACCUCCAUCUGUCACAACUUAGUUGAUUAAGGAAGAUGAGAUGUUGUGCAUUGUAUGCGGUAUACUGUACUGUGUGUUUACAUAUCAAAGUUUAAGUUUUGUGACAGUUAAGUGAUUCUUAGGAGAUUUAUGGGAUUUUGUGCCGAAUGUGUAUGAUCAAAAAAAGAAAUGCAUAGUACAAUUUCGUAAAGUUUUAAGACAUGAGAAAUACUUGAUAAUUGAUUUAUUGAAAACACAAAAAUGAUGUAAACGCUGGGUUAAUAAUCAAAGUAUCACAGCUACUAAUGAUAAUUACAGUCAUUAACAGUUCAAGGUCACCCAAGUUCAAUAUCUAGUGUGCCCUCUAUGACCACCAAUGACUACCUGACAACAUCUUCCCAUGGACACAAUUAAGUCUUUGAAACUGUCUAGGGAUGUUGUUCCACUCUAACUGCAGAGCUUGGGCCAGUUAUUGCAGAGUCUGGGGCUGUGGUGGUCUUGGCGGAUGCGCCUAUUCAGUUCGUCCCAUGCAUGUUCGAUAGGGUUCAAAUAUGGUGAUUUGGAUGGCUAAGGAAGAACCUUUGCAGAACAUCACGUGUUAGACGAGCAGUAUGGAGUCUGGCAUUGUCAUGUGUUGCUGUAUGACUUCAUCAAUAUACCGUUGAACCGUCAAAGUAACCUGCAUGUGAGCCAUUGUUAUCCUGCCUGUAUAGGAUAUUGCUGUCCUCAUCAUAACACCAACUCCUCCAAUCGGGUCAGCCUCCUGGAUACAAUUUUGCGCAAAACAUUCAUUUUAACGCGUAUACACUCUUGAGUCUUCCAUCAGGCUUCUACAGUCAAUAUCAAGAUUCAUCGCUGAACCAAACUGUCCGUCAGCAUUUCUAUGGCCGUACUCAAUGAGCCUGAGACCAUUGAAGUCGGCAAUGUUGCAGAGUCUGAACAAUGUCACGAACAGGUCUGCACGUUCUAAUCUCAGCAUUGUCGAUUGCGAACAGUCUGAUAUGAUAUUCUGCGAAUCCUGGGAAUGGCAGAUGCUGUAGAUGAUGCUGUUGUGAAUGAUUGAUGUAUGCCACAUGACACAAUUGGAUUCAGUGAUCCUAUGCUGCUGUUCUAUGACGAUCAUUUGUUGAACCAUACUGUUGAUUUCUGCUCUAAAGGCAAGAUAUGGUGCUUUGUGCAACAUUGAAAUCUCUUGCAACUGCAAAUUGUGACACACCUGCUGGCAGUUGUUCAAUUGUGUUGUUGCGUUGAGCUUCAAUUGGGUACUGCGUUUCUCAAAAAGCAGUUACAUUUAAAGACAACAUAAUCAAAUACCGAGAACCUGUGCAUUUGAUAGACUACUGGUGCCUGAAUCAUGUGCAUUAGGAACUUGCAACAAUCGGGAGUUACAGAAACCGAUUUUAGUAAUCGGGCAAUUCAUUUUAGACCCAAAAAAGAGAGAAAAUGUAUGAAAUAAUUAAAUGUACUUGAAAAGAUUUAGCGAAAUAAUACUACUAUGCGUUUCUUUUUUAACUCCCUGGGACGACUGUCCGGAGAGCUAUUGUCAUGACACCGGUGUCGUCGUCACACUUUCAGGAAAAAAACUUUAUCCUGCGCUAUAUCUUUUGAACCAAAGGGGAUAGGGUUUUGAUAUUUCACAUAUAGAUGUCUCAUGAAGAUACCUUAGCUUUGGUAUGAAGACUUUUGACCUAGUGACCUUUACUGUGGACUUUGACCUACUUUUCAAAAACUUUAACCUGGGCUAUAUCUUUUGAACCAAUAGGGAAAGGGCUUUGAUAUUUUACAUAUAGAUGCCUCAUGGAAAUACUUUUGUUUUGGUAGAAGACAUUUGACCUGAUGACGUUAGCCUUGAACUUUGAUCUACUGUUCAAAAUUUUUAACCUUGGCUAUAUCUUUUGAACCAAGGGGAUAGGGAUUUGAUAUUUCAUACUUAGAUGCUUUAUGACGAGGCCUUUGAUAUGGUUUCAAAUAUUUUGACCUAGUUACCUUGGACUCUGACCUAUUUGUCAAAAACUUUAACCUGUUGAACUAUAGGUUAAGUAGAUUCAUGCUUCCCGGCGAGAUAUCCUGUCUUCUGACAACUCUUGUUAUGCCCCCGUCACAAAGUGGUCGGGCAUAUAUAGUUUCUGUCCUUCCUUCGGUGAUACCAAGUUUUCUGGACUUUUUUUCUAAAUACUUUGAGAUAUUGAAUUGAUUUUUUUUUUGUAUGCGGGUGUAUAUUGAUAAGUUACAUAUCGAAAAUGAGUUUUGUUCAGGUUCAUUGAAUUUUGAUGGAGUUGUGCCCCUUUAACGUAAAAAAAAUUACUGUUAUGACCAGUUUCCCGGACUUUUUUCCAAACGUCUUGAGAAAUUGAACUGAUAUUUUUGUAUGCAGGUGUAUAUUGAUGAAUUACAGAUUGAAUUUGAAUUAUGUUCCAGUUCGUUGAUUUUUAUGAAGCCUUUUAUAAAGUAUGUAUUUAUUCUAUGGCUGUUAAAACAUACAUGUAUAAAGUAUUGUGUAAUGAGUUCUUCAUUGUACUAAAUACGUGUAACAUACAAUCUGAAUGCCACAUUCAAUGCUAUACUUUGAUGGAUUUCCUACAUUCGACUUUACUGCAGGUGGGGUUUCAUGUCAUGCCGACACUUCUAGGUUUUUUUUUACCAGUAUAAGUUUUCCAGACUUUUCUUUAUAAUGCCUUAACUUAGGAAUCUAAAAGAAGAUAGUCGGUUAUCGAAUGAGUAGGUACAAAUUAGGUUUCUUUUCCAUUAAGUUGAAUCAUUCUAACAAAAAUUGUAAAACUCGGUCUCAUGGUUGAUUGAAUUAAUCCUUGUACUCUGUCUAGUUAUCUGCAUAUUUUUAUUGUGUGAGUUGGUCUAUAUAUACAAGAGAUCGAAAUGAGAAUAUUUCCUGGUAUUAAAAAAUAAUAUCCACCCAAUCAUUCAAAAAUAUGCUAUUAUAGAUUUUUCAUUUUUUUUAUUCAAACACACAAGAGAUCUAGACAUCUCGUGGCAACAGAAACGCAGAUAGAAAGUUUAGAAUGUUGAAGACGCUGGGUAGAAGUGAACAUGUUGAUCAUUAUAUGCUUCAUUGUUCAGAAUACGGGAGUUGACUGAGGAUACAAAUGAAGAGUUGUUCGAUGUAAUGAUAAAGACAAUUUCAUUUGCAGAUGAUGGUUGACAUGUUUUAAAUAUCAAAAUGAAAGAAAAUGCAAAAAAGCAAUUAUAGUUGAAAUUUCAAGACCAGACAUGGUCCCGACAUUAUAUAUAGACUUAUCAAAUUCUAUUUUCCUUUUUUAUUAUUAUUAUUAUUGUUGUUGUUGUUGUUAUAUUUUUAUUAUGCAUAAACUGCUGAUAUCAAGAUUAUUCACGUAGAAUAUUGUGCAAAUGAAUUGACUUCAGAACUGCACAGAUAAUAUGACACAAAAGACUUGACUUGGGACCGGAAAGGGACAUGUAUUACUAUGCAAUACUUACAGAAUGCUUGUUUUUAUCAAUAUACCUAUAGUUAUUUUGACAUUGUACAUGUAUCACACGUGUAAAGGAUGUGUAAAAAUGA